UACGCAUGCGCAGCCCGUGUUUAGUUUUCUCCAACCUGAGGAUCUGACUGAUGUGCCGCUGCGCUAGCAAACCCAUCGGUGCCGGUUUCGCGUCCUCUUUUUUUGAGAGAAACAGCGAGGGCUUUUUGUUUUUGUUGUUCCUUCUCCCUCUUCCUCUGCGGGGAGUCCGAGGAUAGACCGCCGCACACUGCUGUCAGCGAAGGCCACGUUCGAAGGCGUUCAUAUUUCUAUUUUUUUUGCUGCCGGGGGGGGGGGAUAGACCAGUGGGAUCAACAACAGUUCAAAGUACUUGCUCAAUCCGACCCCCACCAGUAGUCAAGGAAAACCCCCUUCCACUUCUCAACCUUCACGCCACAUCCAUGUUGCCCGCGGCAGCCUUCUUAACGGCUCCGGGUCAAACCACAACACCGCGACCCCUUCGUUCUUCCGCGGCGGAGAUCCGGCUAAAUUUGUAAGCGGGGUUCGUGCGAAGGAACCGCCGCACGUUGCGACAUAACAUCGCGCCGGCGUGUCAGGCUGUGGAGGUUUGUUUACGCGUUAAAAUGGCUGCUGGGGUGGCAUUCGGAAGGGAGAGAGGGUCCCGAUUCAACGCAGUAACGUUUCGUUACUCCGCCGAGGCCAAACGGCCAAUUAGCUACGCAUGCUAACACAUUACGUGCUAGCGAGUUAGCCCGCUCAGAUAGCUUACAUUUUUUUGGUAGGUUCUUCUUUACUACAAGAGUGAAGGGAAUCCCUACCACUCCACAUAUAAUCUAUAAUACAUGCGAGUAAACGGGCAAACUAUUGAGGGCUAACGUGACGUUAUCCUAGCCACCGAGCGCAGCCUAGCCUGGAUGCAGAUAUGCGCACUAUUCCGCUAAGUAUGCAGGACUUCUGUGUUCCAAGUGAAACAGCCUGAGCAACCGAAUCCCCUAAAACCAAAAGGCAUAAAGGGCCCCGGGUCUUUUACUCUGGUUUGGUCAAACCCGGGCGAUUAAAAAAUGCAUCCGGGGGGCAAAUGUAAGACGGAACUCUUCAUUGUUGGAGCCAGACCCGCCACCCGCGGCGACCUGGGGGGCAUCAACAGAUACCUGGUGGCCUACGUCCUGUUUUACUUCGUGCUGGUCACCCACGCGACCCCGGCGAAGCCCUGCGACAAGAACUGUCUCUCUGGGAAAUGUGUCAACGGAUCCUGCGUCUGCGAUCGAGGAUGGGUCGGGGACCAGUGCCAGCACUGCCAGGGGAGGUUCAAGUUGACGGAGCCCUCGGGAUACCUCACCGAUGGUCCAAUCAACUACAAGUUCAAAACAAAGUGCACCUGGCUCAUCGAGGGCUAUCCAAAUGCGGUUCUUCGGCUGAGAUUUAACCACUUUGCCACAGAAUGUGGUUGGGACCACAUGUACGUCUAUGACGGCGACUCCAUAUAUGCCCCCCUGGUUGCUGUGUUCAGCGGCCUCAUCGUGCCUGAGAUCAGAGGAAAUGAGACGGUUCCUGAGGUUGAGACCACUUCGGGCUACGCACUACUACAUUUUUUCAGCGACGCGGCCUACAACUUGACCGGCUUUGAAAUAUUUUACUCGGUCAACUCUUGCCCCAACAACUGCUCCGGCCACGGGAAGUGCACCCCCGGCAACUCCGCCGCCAGCCGAGUGUACUGUGAAUGCGACAAGUACUGGAAAGGCGAGGCCUGUGACAUCCCGUACUGCAGGAACAACUGCGGCAGCCCAGACCACGGCUACUGCGACCUCACCGGAGAGAAGCUGUGUGUCUGCAACGACAGCUGGCAAGGCCCGGACUGCUCGCUGACGGUGCCUUCGACCGAGUCCUUCUGGGUGAUACCGAACGUCAAGCCCUUCGGCACGUCGCUCGCCAGAGCUUCCCAGAAGGCCGUGGUGCACGAAAAGGUCAUGUGGGUGGUGGGUGGAUACACCUUCAACUACAGCUCCUUCCAGAUGAUUCUCAACUACAACUUGGAAAGCGGCAUCUGGAACACAGUUCCCAUCAACAGCGGCCCUGUGCCACGAUACGGACACUCACUUGCUGCCUACCAGGAUGAUAUCUAUAUGUUUGGUGGGAAGCUGGAGGCGGGCUGGGGCAACGUGACGGACGAGCUGUGGGCGUUCAACGUGCCCACUCGCACAUGGCAGCGGAGAAACCCUGCGGUUGGCCCCCAGGCUCAGAUCUACGCUGUGGAGGGUCAUUCAGCCCACUGCAUUCUGCUGGAGGAGGGCGAGGCCAUUAUGCUGGUCAUCUUUGGCUACUCUCCCAUCUACAGCCAUGUCAGCAGCGUUCAGGAGUACAACUUGAGGUCCAACACGUGGCUGGUCCCGGAGACGAAGGGCGCCGCUCCCCAGGGAGGUUACGGCCACAGCAGCACGUACGACGGCGCCAGCGGCAGCGUGUUUGUUCACGGGGGCUACAAGGCGCUGCCCGCCAAGAAAUACGGCCUCGUCGACGACCUCUACCGCUACGACGUCAACACCCGGACGUGGUUCAUCCUGAGAGAGAGCGGCUUCCCGCGGUACCUGCACUCGGCCGCGCUGCUCAGCGGCACCCUGCUGGUCUUUGGCGGGAACACGCACAACGACUCGUCCCUCAGCAACGGCGCCAAGUGUUUCUCCGCCGACUUCCUCGCCUACGACAUCGCGUGUGAUGAGUGGCGGCUCCUUCCUAAACCCGACCUGCACAGGGACGUCAACCGCUUCGGUCACUCUGCUGUGGUCAGCAACGGGUCCAUGUAUGUGUUCGGGGGCUUCUCCGGCGUGCUGCUCAACGACGUGCUCGUUUACCGCCCCCCCAGCUGUCGGGCCUUCUCGGCGGAGGACGCGUGUGUGAACGCCGGGCCAGGGGUCCGCUGCAUCUGGAGCAGAGGCCGCUGUCUCUCCUGGGAACCCAGCAUGGCUAACGGCAGCCUUGGUCCCGCCCCGUUCUGCCCCACUAAAGCUGUCACGGUGGACGAGCGGUGCUACCGCUUCUCCGACUGCGCCAGCUGUACAGCCAACACCAACGGAUGCCAGUGGUGUGAUGACAAGAAGUGCCUCUCCGCCUCCAGCAACUGCACCUCAAACGUGAGGAACUUCACAGAGUGUCCAGUGCGGAACGAGCACGUGUGCAGCAAGCUCGCUAAUUGCAAGAGCUGCUCGCUGAACGUCAACUGUCAGUGGGACCAGAAUCAGUCGGUGUGUCACGCUUCGCCGGCCCAGCAGUGCAGUGAAGGAUGGAGCCAGGUGGGGGAAGCCUGCCUGAGGAUCAACUCCAGCCACGAGAGCUACGACAACGCCCAGCACUACUGCAAAAACCUCAACGGGAACAUCGCUUCACUCACCACCUCCAAACAAGUGGACUUUGUGCUGGAGGAAUUGGAGAAGCUCCAGCAACAAGACAAGCGGCUGUCUCCCUGGGUGGGCCUGAGGAAAAUCAACGUGUCGUACUGGGGUUGGGAGGACAUGUCUCCCUUCACCAACAGCAGCCUGCGCUGGCUGCCCGGCGAGCCCAGCGACUCGGGUUUCUGUGCGUACCUGGAGGAGCCGCAGGUGUCCGGCCUCAAGGCCAAUCCGUGCACGGCCGCGGCCCGCGGCCUCAUCUGUGAAAAAGCCACCGGAAACCCCAAUCAGAGUACCCGGCCUGCCUGUAAGAAGCCCUGCUCGCUGCACACCAACUGUGCCAACUGCACCAGCCAUUCCAUGGAGUGCAUGUGGUGCGGCAGCACGCAGCGCUGUGUCGACUCCACCACCUACGUCAUCUCGUUCCCCUACGGCCAGUGUCUGGAGUGGCAGACUCUCGACUGUGUGGCCCAGAACUGUUCGGGCCUGCGGACGUGCUCCCAGUGCCUGGAGCAGCCCGAGUGCGGCUGGUGCGGCGAUCCCAGCAGCACGGGGAAGGGGCUCUGCACCGAGGGGUCCUACCGGGGGCCGAUGAAGAGACCGCUGAAGCAGGGCCAGCUGAUCCCGUCCGGGGACAUGAUCCUGGACCCGGGCGUCUGCCCCAAGGACAAGGGCUACGAGUGGGCCUUCAUUCACUGCCCGGCGUGCCAAUGUAACGGCCACAGCACGUGUGUGAACGGCAGUGUGUGCGAGCAGUGCCGCAACCUCACCACUGGUCCUCAGUGCCAGACCUGCAUGCCCGGUUACCAUGGAGACCCGACCAAUGGCGGCAAAUGCCAAGCCUGCAAGUGCAAUGGUCAUGCCAAUGUGUGCCAGGUGUUAACCGGCAAGUGCUUCUGCACCACCAAGGGGAUCAAAGGGGACCAGUGCCAGCUAUGUGACUCAGAAAACCGUUACCUUGGCAAUCCACUCAGAGGGACCUGUUACUACAAUCUCCUGAUCGACUACCAGUUCACCUUCAGCCUCAUCCAAGAAGAUGAUAAUCACUACACCGCCAUCAACUUCAUGGCCUCACCUGAGCAGGCCAACAAGAACUUGGACAUGUCCAUUAAUGCCUCCAACAACUUUAACCUCAACAUCACCUGGUCGGUGGGAUCAACAGCUGGGACCAUUUCCGGGGAGGAGGUGCCCAUCGUGUCCAAAACCAACAUCAAGGAAUACAGAGACAGCUUCUCCUGUGAGAAGUUCACCUUCAGGAGCAACCCGAACAUCACCUUUUACGUCUACGUCAGUAACUUCUCAUGGCCCAUCAAGAUCCAGAUCGCCUUCUCCCAGCACAACAGCAUCAUGGACCUCGUCCAGUUCUUCGUGACGUUUUUCAGUUGUUUUCUAUCGCUACUGCUGGUGGCUGCAGUGGUGUGGAAGAUCAAACAGACCUGCUGGGCGUCGAGACGCAGAGAACAACUGAUGAGGGAGCGCCAGCAGAUGGCCAGCCGUCCGUUCGCCUCCGUUGCGGUCGCACUGGAUUCCAGAGGAGAAGAAACCGAACUGCUGCAGCCUGUGGUCGAUGGUGCACCCAAGCCGGUUGCGAUGGAGCCGUGUUCGGGGGGUAAAGCUGCUGUGUUGACGGUGCUCAUGCGUCUUCCCUCCGGGCUCUCAGACCUACCCCCGCCAGGACAGUCAGGCAUCAUCGUCGCGAGUGCGUUGAUAGACAUUUCGCAGCAGAAGCCAUCCGACUUUAAGGAGAAGUCGCAGGGUUUUAAGAGCCGGAAAGCGCUCCCUCCAGCACACCAAGGCACCUGCGUCUGAACCUCGGCCCGUCCAUCCAUUCGGGUCCCUCCUUCUUCUUUUUCUUUUUUUUCCUAUUUUUUUUAAUGCCACCCUGAGGGCGCAUUGCUCCGAUAUGCAGCAGCCCCCGGGUUGGAGGUCUUUUCCAGAGACGAGACACGGACGAGACGAGAGGACAAAAAGCUUUUUUUUUUACUUCUCCGCUCUCACCUACAUAGAUCGACUGGAACAACCCUUCCCUUUGGGGGGGGGGG
Molecule: messenger RNA, 5344 nt
Organism: Pungitius pungitius (ninespine stickleback)
Lineage: Eukaryota; Metazoa; Chordata; Actinopteri; Perciformes; Gasterosteidae
Gene: atrnl1b
Product: attractin-like 1b
Exons: 29
Coding region: 981-5111 (1376 amino acids)
Cellular component (GO): Golgi apparatus
Molecular function (GO): protein binding
Source: RefSeq, a predicted model, not a curated record